This is a messenger RNA of Galleria mellonella (greater wax moth), 1214 nucleotides long. Its product is annotated as zinc finger protein 91-like. Gene Ontology annotation, molecular function: RNA polymerase II transcription regulatory region sequence-specific DNA binding; DNA-binding transcription factor activity, RNA polymerase II-specific. Gene Ontology annotation, biological process: regulation of transcription by RNA polymerase II. The record is from RefSeq and is a predicted model, not a curated record. The coding region runs from base 85 to 1206 and encodes 373 amino acids. Gene Ontology annotation, cellular component: nucleus. The transcript is spliced from 7 exons. Lineage: Eukaryota; Metazoa; Arthropoda; Insecta; Lepidoptera; Pyralidae.
AAAAAAAAAACAAACAAGACUAUAAAAAUAUUAUUCAUAAAAAAUAUAUAUUAUUUAUACAAAAAAUAAAAUUUUGUAAUAUAAAUGGAGCAAAGGAUUUGUCCCAUCUGUUUAAGCAAUGACAGAGAAUUGCAACAACCUACAAAAGCAUUAUGUAUUACAUUAAAAAUGUUAACUCCAGGUUUGGACAUACAAAGACUAUGUUGGGAGUGUAUGGCUCGUUUAAAACAUGCAAACGUAUUAAUGUUCAAUGCAGUAGAAGCUAAACAUAAUUUGGAUGAAUAUACUAAGGGACCUAACUACAGUAAUGUAGGAUUUAAAUCAAAUUUAAACUUUUCAAAUAUAUUGACAUUUUGUCUACCUGGUGAAAGCUUACAAAUAUGUGACAUACAUACAAAUAUUGUAUCAAAAUCCAAAUUUACAAACUCUAUAACACAUAUAAAGAAAGUACAACAUUCAAGAUUGAAUGCUAUUAAAAUGUCAGAUAAUUGUGUAAAAUUUUUAGAGAACAAUAACAUAAGAGAAAAGAGAAAUAUUACAGAGAUAGAAUUAGUGAAAGAUAAAAAAAGAAAUGUGAUGCCUAAAAAGAUAACGUGUAAACGAAGAAAUAGGUUAAGGAUGGCCAAAAAUGAAUAUAAAUGCAAGGAAUGUAGUAAAAUUUUUGAAAGCCGAGGUAAAUAUGAGUAUCACAGACAGAAGCACCGCGGCGGGGCGCAGUGUCCAACAUGCUCGUGCGUGCUCGCGAGCAACGCAGCGCUCGUCGCGCAUCGCCGGGCGAAGCAUGCACGGUUACCACAGCGCGAGGAUGCCAAUUUUUAUUGUCAACCGUGCGGGAAAUUUUUCAAAACAAGCUGCAGUUAUAGGAAACACCAGCGCACAGCUAACAAACAUCUCGACGUUAGCACGUUGAAGUACCCAUGUCCUAACUGCGACAAGCGUUUCACGAGCACCUUAAAAGCGAAGCUCCACAACGAGACAGUACAUCUACGUAUGAAUUUGUUCAUGUGUGAAGUUUGCAACAAGCGGUACUGCAGCGAGCGAGCACUGAGCGGACACAAACGACGCAAGCAUUCGACCGACACGCGCACUAGAUGUUUCAUUUGUGAGACCUGCGGGAGUAGACUCAAGACGUACCAAAUACUGAAGCGCCAUCUACAGACACAUCUCAAAGAGCAAGACAAAAGUAAAGGACUAAAUAAAAUAUGAUGUCGAAA